Lolium rigidum is the source of this 1800-nucleotide messenger RNA. Its product is annotated as DNA topoisomerase 2-binding protein 1-B-like. The record is from RefSeq and is a predicted model, not a curated record. The transcript has 10 exons. NCBI's taxonomy places the organism in Eukaryota, Viridiplantae, Streptophyta, Magnoliopsida, Poales, Poaceae. Bases 1 to 1653 code for a protein of 550 amino acids.
AUGGCGCGUAGCGGCGUGGAGGUGAUCGCCAGCAGGGGCUGCUCCAGGCUGCUGCUCCCCGGGAUGCAGCCCUCCUCCGCGUCCGCCGCCUCCUCCUCCUCCUCCGUCUCGGCCUCCGUCUCCCGCGCCGCCGCCGCCCGGCGACCCACUGGCGGCGGGCCCUUCGCCGGCCUCGUCGUCUGCGUCACCGGGCUGUCCAAAGAGGCGAGGGGCCAGGUGAAGGAGGCGGCGGAGAGGCUGGGCGGCGAGUACAGCGGGAGCCUGCACCCCAAAUGCACCCACCUCGUCGUGCAGAGCUUCGCCGGCCGCAAGUUCGAGCACGCGCUGAAGCACGGCCCCACCAACGGCCUCUUCGUUGUCACGCUGGGCUGGUUCGUCGACUGCGUUCGGAGGAACAUGAGGCUGGACGAGUCCCUGUACAGCAUCAGGAACAUCGGGGAGAACGGCCGGCCGCUCGGGGAGUUCAACCGGCUCGCUGGACCUCCUGUCAGCGAGAAGUCGUGCCUCCCGCCGAUGGUGUUUCAGGACAAGGCGUGCUCGGACGCAACCCAGAAGCGUCGGCUCCAGGCUCAUAGAGAAGAACCUGAACAGGAUUUGUUCGUUUUCGCGAACCACACCAUCUACAUUGACCCCGGGAUAUCUGGGGAGAUGAAGAAGAAGAUAUCUGAUGCUGCUACUAAAGAAGGUGCAAAAUUGUUGGACCACUGGUUUAUCGGUUGCCAUGCCACGUAUGUUGUCUGUGAGGAUAUUUCUGUCAAGAGAUAUGUUGGUCACUCAGACAACAUUGUAACACCGCUUUGGAUCUUGAAAACAGUCAAGGAAAAGAACUUGCAGCGUCUGGUCCAUUUGUCUUCAGACCUUGCUAGACAGGUUGCCAUGGUUCUUGAAAACUUCCACACAUCUCAAGAGAAUAGAAAACUUGGGAGUGUUCCUUCUCUGAACUCAAACUCCAGCGGACUGCUUUCAAACCGAGAGGAGAUAGAUGAAACACAUCAGGAGAGACAGAAAUUUGUUGAAGUAGCAAAAAGGGAUAUUCGAGAGCGUCGUGUUCGUCGUAUGCAGUCAUGUGAAGUGCCAAUCCAUCCGCUCACACCUGCCACACUUCUGGAUUCAAUCUGCUGGACAAUAUCUGAGCCAACUACAUCAGCAUCUAUUUAUACGGAUUCGUCGUGGUCUGAUGAUGCCAAUGAGCAGCAAAGCACCACUUAUUUUGAUGCAGAUGGGGAUGGAAAGGAUCGAGACCAAUCAGCUGAUAAUUUGUCCCGCCCGCUAAGAGAAAGUGAGAGAAGUGAGGUAAUAUUUAAGAACCAUUUCUUUACCAUACUCUUCCCUCUGGAUCGCUUUGGCGAGCUUGGACCUUCCUCGAGGAAUUUCUUUAGCAAUGGUGGCUUUACACGUGCAGAAAUAUUGGAUCACAUCUACAAUUUCUACCAGGAGAACAUGUCAAUCGAUGAGAUAAAUGUGGCCCUGCACACAGAUUCACGGCACGCUGAUCGACUCCGCUCCCUGUACGCAAGUGCUGAAUCUGUAGAAAAGGGUUUUGUAGCAUUCAAAAGAAUUGAUUUCUUGGGGAGCCGGAGAAGUUUUGAGGCACUAAAGCGCCUUAACAGAGAGAACAACAGCAAUGUAUAUGAGCUUGUGAUUAGGGCAUGAGCGGCACCCAUACUUGGUGCCAUUUAGUCAUAUUUAUUUGUUGAUUACAGGUUAAAAAUGGUGUAUCAUGUCCACGCAUGGAGAAUAAAAUUGUAGAGAAAUAACAUGCAGCUUUACGAAAAGGGUUCUGUGGUAGGAUUUUGUGCA